CCGGCAGGCUGCACCGCAGGGGCCGCCUGUGCUGCCCACCCGAGCCAGAGCGUGGGGAACGUCCAAAACUGCUGAGGGCAGCGGAGCCAAAUGCUCCUUUGCGUCGCUGGCCCUUCCCUUCUUCCAUCCUGACUCUCGACUUUUUGCAAUCGAUGUUUGUCUCUCCCAUUGCACGGCAAUGGCAGCGACCACGACGAAUCCUUUUGCGGCAUCGAGUCCGCUGACCCCGAUGCAUCCCACCAUGACCGAGCACGAUUUCCGGUUUCCGCGAAGGCCAGCCGACGCCGCGACCGGCGGUCGGAGACCCGACCGAUUUGACCAGGCUUACACACUCACCGGCGACUCCAGGCCGGCAGGGCUCUCCACCACAGCGGCCGCCGCGAGGAGGGCGGCGGCAGGACCGGGCAUGAUGACGACUGGACCGAGCGGCAUGCGUGCCGGAUUGCAUGACGUCCGUCUUGAGCUGCCCUUGACUCACGGAGGUGCCCACCCGGACGCCCUGCUGCGAACGGCGGCAUUCCCGCCAUUCCAGCAGGCCACAGCACGCGCGAACCAGAACUUGGACGAGAUGCAGAGGCAGGACCCGCUAGCCACCCAAGUCUGGAGGUUCUACGCAAAGACGAAACAGUUGUUGCCCGCCCAGGAGCGCAUGGAGAACCUGACAUGGCGGAUGAUGCAUUUGAAACUGCAACGAAGGAGGGCGGCCAUCGUGAACGCCAGCAGCCGUGUUUCCGGCACAUCAGCGAAUGCCCCUAGCGGGAUUGCGCAAUUGCGCAAGUCAUCAGAGCAUGCCCCGCUGCAAUCAGACCCGAUGAACUUGGACGAUUUCAUAAACAACGACAAAGUAGGAACCCCGGCCGGCCUCGCACUGACCCCGACGCCCGAGACAAUGCGUCAGGCCGACGAGAGAUCUGCUCACACCUCGGCGGCGGCCAUUCCCAUCAAGUCCCGCAAAGAGCCUCCUUCAUCUCACCUUCUGAUUCCCCAGUCGGUGCCCGUCGCGGCCCAUCAGAGAGUCCAGGAUGAGUUUGGUUAUCUCCCUCGGCACCAGCGCAAGACCAGCAUUGACGAGACCGGCCAACGUCAGACCCGGAAACGCCCCGCCAAUUUCUCGCCGCACGUGCCCGCUGUGAAUAGCGGCUUGACAGCAAACGGGCUUGACGCCGACUCGGCCCUCAACGAGUACUCGCUCGAUCACUUACACCAAGCGUCUGUGCCCGUGGCCCAGCAGCCCAAUGGCGCGGGCAUGACCUUUCCUCUUGACACCUUCCGCUUGGAGAACGAUCCCAUCAUCACUUCUGCUGGCCCUUUUCAGCAGAAUUUCUCCUUCUCCCCGGCCAACUCGCCAAUGGUCCCCAACGAUCCAUUCUCGGCCCUCUACAAUGGCUCCUCGAUGCCCUCCAGUUCUUUGGGCGGAGAUUUGUAUUCUCCGCCGGGAUCUGCGUAUCAAUCGACAGUUUCCACCCCGCAUCCCAUGGCCGAAGGGGAAGGCUUCUAUUUCGGCUCAUCUAUGGACAUGCGCCAACCGCGGCAGCAGACAUUCAGACCCCUUCACUCAGGCAUGGGCAACGCGAUCGGCCAGCAAUUUCCAUUUGCAGCCAAUGGUAACUUGAUGUUUCCUGCCGCAUCCACCGGCUCAGAGAAUCCUUCCACCUUUACCGCACAAAGCUCCUUUGGCGAUAUUGACCCGACCCGGGUCUUCCAGCAGGAGCUCCCUUCCCGCUCUUCUGCCGUGGGCCUGAGCCAGGACAGCAUGUUUUCGUUUGGCGCCGACUCGGACGAUGAGGAAGGGGGUGCCUUUGCCGACCGCAAUAUCCCGAUCCCGCAGGACUUCUCGCCCCAACCGAUGGAGGACAGCGGGUUUGACAGCUCAUCGCUUGGGUGGGAUCCGUCUCUCCCAGGGAAUUUCAGUAUGCAGGCCGCUAGGUAUCCUGCUGGACCCCCCAGGAAGCAGGUAACAAUAGGUGGCACGACCACCGAUUAUGUCGAGUCAAAUGGUGAAUGGGAGGGAGGCGGUUUGAACAGAUCACAAUCCCAAUCUUUCCGGACAGCAAACGGGCGUCUUGGGAGAGUGCCGCGGACAGCGUCGACACCCGGAUUGGCGAGCCGGGGGAAUCCGUUUGACAGGCUUGCACAGUCCAAUCCAAACUCACCGCCCGCUGACCUCACUUCGACGGGCUUCUCUUCUGUUACCGCCAGCCGGCCGUCUUCACCCCAUCCGGCCUCGAGACACGGGUCGACAACGAAUUUGCAAGCGGCAGGCAGCAGCCAGAGCGAAAGCAAUACGAACAGCAACAACAGCACACCCACGACAUGCACCAAUUGCUUUACCCAGACAACGCCGCUUUGGCGUCGGAAUCCUGAGGGUCAACCCCUUUGCAAUGCCUGUGGCCUCUUCCUCAAGUUGCAUGGUGUGGUUCGUCCGUUGAGCUUGAAGACGGAUGUCAUAAAGAAGCGGAACCGCGGGUCUGGGUCGGGGCUCCCUGUUGGCGGGUCAAGUACCCGGUCGAGGAAGAAUGCCAACUCAUCGGGAGCCAUCACCAAGAAGGGCUCCACACUUUCUGUGUCCACCAGCGCCAAUCCUCCCCCAGUGCAGGCGAGCACGCCCCCGGCAAUCCAGAACAGAGGCGGCAGCGCCAACGGCAGCGAGAGUCCUGCGAGUGGCUCGGCAUCGGCCGGCAACACGGCCGGAAACACACCGACGAGCUACCAGGGAGGCACGGGCUCCACCAGCGGAGUUGUCGGUGGGAAAGGCGUCGUCCCGAUUGCCGCCGCACCGCCAAAGAGUACGCCAGGGCCAGGUGCCGCGUCUCUGCCGCGAACAGCAGCGCUUUCUUCCUCGUCGUCGAAGCGCCAGCGUCGUCACAGCAAGAGCGUCGUCAUAGAGCAGUCUAUGAGCAGCAUGGACAUUGAUAGCCCUGAAAACUCGACGGGAUCGAACGAGGCAGCCGCCAGGCCUCUGGGCUCGAGCACCGGCCUGUCCGCGAUGCAGCCCAGCACCAGUAGCCUCAAUCUUUCUAGCGCUUUUGGUAGCAGCAUGCAGCGACCGCUGGCUGGCCCUGGCAGUCAACGCGCGGGACCGCAGGAGUGGGAGUGGCUGACCAUGAGCCUUUGAGGCGGCUGUUUUUUCUCCUCCGCCGCCGCAGUCUAUUGCCCACUUUGAUGGCCAUAAUGCACACAGUCCGACUUCAAGAGACGUGAAUCGCUUCUUAAUAGGAGUGACACCUAUUCUGCUCGGACUGGCUGGCUGCAGGCUGUGCGUUUAAU
Molecule: messenger RNA, 3267 nt
Organism: Parathielavia appendiculata
Lineage: Eukaryota; Fungi; Ascomycota; Sordariomycetes; Sordariales; Chaetomiaceae
Exons: 3
Coding region: 179-3115 (978 amino acids)
Biological process (GO): negative regulation of transcription by RNA polymerase II; positive regulation of transcription by RNA polymerase II
Molecular function (GO): RNA polymerase II cis-regulatory region sequence-specific DNA binding; DNA-binding transcription factor activity, RNA polymerase II-specific; zinc ion binding
Source: RefSeq, a predicted model, not a curated record